Molecule: messenger RNA, 1005 nt
Organism: Lachancea meyersii CBS 8951
Lineage: Eukaryota; Fungi; Ascomycota; Saccharomycetes; Saccharomycetales; Saccharomycetaceae
Source: the annotation of a GenBank genome assembly
AUGGCGAUCCGGCAUUUCAGGCGAACAGAUGCUCUAGAAGAAAUCAGCUCUUCAAGCGAUUCUUCCGACAAUUCUUCAGACGAUGAGCGUAACGAUGAGCGUAGCGAUGAGCUCAAAAGUGCAUAUCUUCAAGAAACUAAAGCAGAAAAAACGGUCCCUGGGACCACAUCAGACACUUUAAAGACACUUUCAGAUCAAGAUGCAGAACGUGUUGGUAGUGGUGCCGUUUUUAGCGAAUGCCCACAAGGAAUGAAAGAUAUUCCAGCUGCGCCGGGUGCAGAAGAACGAUCGGAUGUUGAGAACAGCGAUUCCAGCGACCAAGAAGCUUCUGUAAGUGUUGAAAGCUCAGAGUCCUCAUCUAGUGACGAAGAAUACGUGCUUCACAAGCCCGUGUUUCUCGCUCGAUCCAAAAGACCGGCUGGUGACGUCCAAUCGACAAACGUCGCAUCCGGCGGCAGUAAGACAGCGCUGGCGGCCAAGAUCCAGGAGGAGAACGAAAGGGCAAAGCAGGUAGAUAAAUUGGCUUCCAUAAGACAGGCUAGUCUCAACACAAACAAAGAUAUGCUCAACAGCAUAUUGGCUCUGGACGACAACGACAGUCGCGAUCCAGCAACAGAACUCAGACUGUGGCAAGAAAGACAGCAGGCGCGUGCCCUAAGACUGCGCAAGGCGCAAGAACAGAAACAGUCAGAGCUCGAGGACUACGAAAGUGCGAAAUUGGCCAAUGCUUUUUUUGCGGAUGAUUUGAAGACAGAACACCUCACACAACUGAUAAAAAACGCCCAAAACUCGCAUUCUGAUGUUCAUCAUUCUAAGUCGAUUCCUACCAAAUCCACAGCUUACGAUAACAAGUCUGAGAAGCGCAAAUCCAACUUCAAACGGCCAUCUACAAUAAAAUCACGGAAAUACAAUCCACAGCCUCUUAGCAAGGCAGAAACGACACUGAAGGCGGAGAGUUCUCAAAGUAAAGUCCAAGACGAGCAGAACGAGUACUCGGUGAUCUAA